AUGUCGGCUCCCACUCAAGAUCUCAUCAACGAGCGUCCCAGCACCUCAGCUGGCGGCAGUAGCCCUGUCUCCGCUGCCUCGCCCGCCUCUCCCGGUGCUGCUCCCGAGUACCACUCACCUGCCUUCCAUCCUCCUCACUCGCACGCCGACAUCGAGCAGGAAGCCCACGAGGUCAACCCCCAUCACCACGUCCGCAUCACCAACAACUACGAACAGGCCUUGAGGGAUCGUGCCGCUGCUACCGGUAAGCAGGAGCACAAGGACGCCAUCGCUCAAGCCUACAGCAGCGGAUGCGGUGCCGAUGCUCCUCCUGCCACCCACCCAGGAAGACAGCAGAGCUUCAAGAUGAGCGACCAGAAGAGAGCCGCCAUGGAGCACAUCUUCAGCGGUCACCCCAAGUCUUCUGGCUACACCACUUCCGCCAAGAAGUAG
Molecule: messenger RNA, 432 nt
Organism: Aureobasidium subglaciale EXF-2481
Lineage: Eukaryota; Fungi; Ascomycota; Dothideomycetes; Dothideales; Saccotheciaceae
Exons: 1
Coding region: 1-432 (143 amino acids)
Source: RefSeq, a predicted model, not a curated record